Messenger RNA from Malaclemys terrapin pileata, 1728 nucleotides. RefSeq names its product maestro heat-like repeat-containing protein family member 7. Bases 1 to 1728 code for a protein of 575 amino acids. Gene Ontology annotation, cellular component: cytoplasm. The transcript is spliced from 12 exons. The record is from RefSeq and is a predicted model, not a curated record. NCBI's taxonomy places the organism in Eukaryota, Metazoa, Chordata, Testudines, Emydidae.
AUGUUUGCUAUUUUGGGGAGGGUAGAUGACACUCUGACUGGCAUUUACAAGCGCCUCAGCAUCAUCCAUGAACCCAUUACGAGGCAGGAAAUGUUGAGGGCAGUGUGCUUCUUGGCUGGAAACAACACCAAGAAAGUGGUGCCUAUCCUGUUGGACCACAAUCUCCCAUGGGACAGCAACACAACUGAGCUAUGGAGGUUCCUGGGCACCAGAAGAGAAACCACCCUCAAUGUUCUUCAGUUGCUGAUAACGAUCCUGGAGGAGAAACCAGUCCAAAAAGUCAAUAGCAGUAUCUCGGAUGAUGAGACCUCCCUCCAGCCUGUUGCUGUAACGUGUGCACUGUGUGAGAUGCUCUCUGUCCCUGGCUGCAGAGAUGCAGUGCAGGAACUUUACCCUCGCCUCUUGUUGGCAGUGCUUAGUCAUGUCCAGCGAGUCAUUGAGCAGAACCCAUUAGAGAACAUGGUGGUCUAUAGGAAAGAGUGUGGCCAGGGGCACAGGCCCAAGGCAUUCGAUCCUUCCAGCUGUGCUCUGGAGGCUGUGAAGACCCUGCUCUCAGGCGCUGGUUACUUCGAGGUGUUAGACUAUGUGGAGGAACACAGAGGGUGGGACCUGCUCUCCAGCCCCAGUGAAUACUAUUGUGGAAUAAUGGAGAUCACAAGUGCCAUGGUGAAGCAUUUCAAGCCUCUUCAUCUGCACAGGAUUUUUAACAAGCUGAUCCCGCUGCUCAACAGUGAGAAUGAGCAUGAUAAAAUUAUGUCCAGGGCCUUCUAUGCUCAGGCGACACAUCUCAGAAACCACCUUCCAGUCCUCCGGGAGUUCCUAAAAGAGAAAGAGGAGAGGAUUGCAGAGCAGGCUGUGAAAGCCCUAAGAAAUAUCAUUUACUACAUGGAAGGGGAAGAGGUCAAGGUUGCAUUCUGCCAUAUCGUCCGACCUCUUUGGCAGCUAAUUACUGAUGAGAGAGAAAAAGUGCGCAUUUCUGCCAUCAUUGCCUUUGGCAAAAUGCUGAAAUGUGUGAACAAAUAUAAACCUGGACCUGUCAUCCAUAAUGAAAUCUACUGUGCUCUGGUGCCUCUGAUGCUCGUCAUGCAGGGGAAUAAUCACGAGAUAUUAAAGGCAUGUGGAGACACCUUGGCAGAGUGUGCACAGGUAAUGGGAUGGAACCAGCCCAGGAACUUGUUCAGACAAAUGACACUGAGUGACCAUCUUCAGGUCUUGCAAGAGAUGUGCAAAUUUCUGGUGAGGAAAUGCAGGAGAAUGGUGGGGGACUUCUUACUUAGGAGCAUAGCCUACCUAAAGAACCCUCAGCCCCUUUUACGAGAGGCAGCAGCCAGGUUUAUAGAGUUCACAGUAAAGAAUUUGAACUUAAUUCAAGUCGACAGAGAUGAUGUGAUGCUACUGCUCAAUGCUCUUGAUGAUCUCAAAUAUGACCCUAUAGCCUCAGUUUGCAUUGCAGCUAUAGACACCAUAACAAAUAUUGAGACAGCUUGUUUGCCUGAAGCAGAGCCUCUCUCCAGAUUGAGGAGGUUUUUCUGCUCUCUGCCUGUUCAAAGAAAGAUGAAGAUUUUUAAAGACAGAGAAAUCCCAUUAAAGUUCAAGUCCAGCUCAAAGCAAUUGAGAGGCAAAACCGUCCCUGAAGAUACCUCAACAGCAGGCCAAGAAGAAGGGGAAAAGAGCAUGAAACAGAAGCUAUGGAAGCUCACAAGGAAUAUGAAAAGGAAAAGACUCUAA